Messenger RNA from Nipponia nippon (crested ibis), 2140 nucleotides. NCBI's taxonomy places the organism in Eukaryota, Metazoa, Chordata, Aves, Pelecaniformes, Threskiornithidae. The record is from RefSeq and is a predicted model, not a curated record.
AAAAAAAAACUUUUCCAUCAGAGAAAGAGGGAGAUCUCUUUGGAAACAUGGAGCUGCUGUGCUGCGAGGUGGAUCCCAUGAGGAGAGCUCUGCCUGACCCAAACUUGCUCUACGAUGACCGCGUUUUGCACAACUUACUAACCAUAGAGGAGAGGUAUCUGCCCCAAUGCUCCUACUUCAAGUGCGUCCAGAAGGACAUCCAGCCCUUCAUGAGGAGGAUGGUGGCCACUUGGAUGCUGGAGGUCUGUGAAGAGCAGAAGUGCGAAGAAGAAGUUUUCCCUCUGGCCAUGAAUUACUUGGACAGAUUCUUAGCUGUGGUGCCCACUCGAAAGUGCCAUCUGCAACUGCUGGGGGCAGUCUGCAUGUUCCUGGCCUCCAAGCUGAAAGAGACAAUCCCCCUCACAGCCGAGAAGCUGUGCAUAUAUACGGACAAUUCCAUCAAACCCCAAGAGCUGCUGGAAUGGGAGCUGGUGGUGCUGGGGAAGUUGAAGUGGAACCUCGCAGCUGUCACCCCGCACGAUUUCAUUGAACACAUCCUAAGGAAGCUGCCUCUACCGAAAGACAAGUUGCUUUUGAUCCGGAAGCAUGCACAAACAUUCAUUGCCCUUUGUGCCACAGAUUUUAACUUUGCCAUGUACCCACCGUCAAUGAUAGCAACUGGAAGUGUGGGAGCAGCCAUCUGUGGCCUUCAGCUUGAUGACGGGGACAGCCUCACGGACCUCCUGGCCAAGAUCACAAACACAGAUGUGGACUGCCUUAAAGCUUGUCAAGAACAGAUCGAGGCGGUGCUAGUAAACAGCCUUAGGCAAGUCCGGCAGCAGCAACAGCAAAGCAAUCCUUCUAAGACGGUGGACGAACUGGACCAGGCCAGCACUCCCACAGAUGUGAGAGAUAUCAACCUGUGAGGACAUCGGCACAGAAAGUCACGCUUGCUCCCCCAGCCCUUUUAUUUUUGUUAUUAUUUUUAGAGUGAUUUUUUUUAAUCUGCUCCCACAUAGAACGUAUUUAAAGCUCUUUUAGGUAAAAAAAAAAAAAAUACAAAAACUGAAUAAUGAAAAAAAAAAGCAUUUGGUGCCUGUGAUGUUCUACAGAAGGGAAUCCCACAAUAUAUUUGGUAAUUGCUAUUUGAUUAUGUAUCAGUGAUAUUAAAUGCUUAUAAAAGCAUACAAAGUAGCUAGAUAAAUGUAAGCCUGCAUUUGUGGGAACAAAGUAGAGUAUACUUGUCUGUGUAUUAUGACCUAGUGCAUACACCCCUUUUUUAGAUUUAAGAAAGGAAUCGUGUGUGCGAUUUUGUGGCUUGACUAGAUUGCAAAGCAAUAGAAUAAGGGGUUUAGGGCAAAGUGGGAAAAGAUCCCUGAAGCAAUUGAACCAUUUUGAAUGCAGAAGAGAUUUGCUGAUCUGUCACCUCUGUUAUUAGUCAGAAGUGUUUGUUGGAUCUCUGUAUGUUAGUUUUGUUUACUCUUGCUGUCUGUGGUAGCUGCUACCUAAGAAAGAAGAUGCUUUAUUUUGCCAGCCAGAAGAGCAGGUGGUUUUUUCGUUUGGUUUUUUUUUGGUUUAUUUUUCUUUUUUUUUUUUUUUCAAAUUUCCCUUUCCCCUCUUGACUUUUUCUACUUUUCCUUCAGAAAUGGUUCAUUCUAAACACAGCAGCAUCUUUGGCAUAAGGGCAAUUCCGUUUACCUAACUGGGCCAAGCCAAAGUUAUCAAGUGUUCACAUUAGAUGGGGGAAAUGCAACAAUUAAUUCCGACCAGUCGGCUAAUCAGACCGCCUCCGACCUUUGGAUUGCAAGAUGCGGUGGAUCAUCUGUGAAAAGCAUUAUAUUCCUUUACAGCGCUAAUGCUUCACGUCAAUGUUAACUUUUGGCAGCUCCUUAGCUUGGCCGUAAAGACAUUUAAACGAUGCUCUCUCCAUCUUCCUUUUUAACAUAUCCUCACUGUGUUAAAGAAGAUGAGAUUUGGUUUGAUCCCUCUUCUACCUACCCCUCUUCCCCCACUGCCCCCGCACACUUUUUCAGCAUUUCAUUAACUUUCUUGAUCCACAGUGAGUGUUUUUGUAAACCAUUUCAUUCGAAAAGCACUUUGAAAAUUGUUCCUAAGGGAUUAAAUGAGAUGGUUUAUGACAAUUUUGCCGAGCAAAAAAAAA